Messenger RNA from Penaeus vannamei (Pacific white shrimp), 416 nucleotides. The record is from RefSeq and is a predicted model, not a curated record. NCBI's taxonomy places the organism in Eukaryota, Metazoa, Arthropoda, Malacostraca, Decapoda, Penaeidae.
AUGACACCCUCCCCCCCCCCUUUCCAGGUCUACGCCGCGGGGGGGUCCGACGACUACUCCUGGGGCACGGAGUUCACGAGACACUGGACCCACUACUCCCACACGCACUCCUGCACUCGCCAAGUCCAUGAGACGUCCCUGAGCGCCGUCCACCUCUCCACGCCCGCCUCCUUCGACGGCUCCGGCGGGGAACUGCGAAAGACCAUCUUCGGAGCGCCGUGUGACGUGUCCCCGCCCUUCUCCUGGCGGGAACUCCACCACAGCUACUUCGGCUGCCAGAACACGCCCACCGCGAUCUGGCUUCGUUCUGGGGCUUCGAACUUCUCGCCUCCAGACUUGAGGGAUAUUACUGACGAGUUCUUCCCUCCGCAGAUGGGGGAGACCUCCGCUAGCGAGCAGUGAGGGAGGGGAGGAGG